Molecule: messenger RNA, 2253 nt
Organism: Cinara cedri
Lineage: Eukaryota; Metazoa; Arthropoda; Insecta; Hemiptera; Aphididae
Source: the annotation of a GenBank genome assembly
AUGCGAUCAAAUGUUUCAACUCCUAAGAUUUCAAAUAUUAUGGUAUUUAAACCUACAUGGGAUGAAUUUAAAGACUUUAAUAAGUAUAUUCAAUUCAUGGAAUCUAAAAGAGCCCAUCAUGCAGGAAUAGCAAAGGUAAACAUUUUGUAUAAACAUGUUUUUCACUUAUCACACAUUAUAUUUAUAUAUAAGUAUUUUGUAUCUGUUGUAUUUAUAAUUUAAAAUAUUUUAAUAUUUUAAAUCUUUUUGUUUAUUUGAUUAUCAUUGUUAUUUUUAGAUUAUACCACCUAUAGAAUGGAAACCAAGAAAACAGAGCUAUGACAUUUUGGAUAUACAAAUUCCACAGCCUAUAAUUCAAGUAAAUAAUUAAAAAUUCUAGUUUUUUUAAUUGAACUAUCUAUAUUAAUUAUGUUGUUUAUUCUAGAAAAUUAUUGGGAAAGGAGGAUCAUUUAAUCUAAAUCCUUCAAAAACAGAUGCCAUGUCUUUAACCGAUUUCAAACGUUUAUCAGAAACUGAUAAAUACAAAACACCAGACCACUUUGAUUAUAAUGACCUUGAAAGAAUAUUUUGGAAGACAUUCAUCUACAAUCCUCCAAUUUUCGGAACAGAUGUUUCUAGAUCAUUGUUUGAUGAUGAUUGUGAAGUAUGUUGGAAAACAAUUAGAAAUAGCUUAGAAUUAAUAAUGUAUAUAAUUAAUUUUUUUCUCUAAACAAGAUUUGGAAUAUGAACAAACUGGGUUCAAUCCUUGACUAUCUGGUUGAUGAUUCUGGUGUUAAAAUCGAUGGUGUUAAUACUCCAUAUUUGUAUGCGGGCAUGUGGAAAUCGGUAUAUGCGUGGUCUACUGAAGAUAUGGACUUGUAUAGUAUAAACUAUAUCCAUCAUGGAAGUCCAAGACAAUGGUUUACAUAAUUUUUUCUAUAGUAUUCAAUAAGAAAUAUAUUUAUAGCAUACUCAUUCAGGCUAUUCUUAAUUUCAGGUAUGCAAUUCCACCAAAGUAUGGUGGUCAAUUUGAAAGAUUAAUGGAAACCAUGUUCUCAGAGAAUUAUAGAUUGUGUUCAGCGUUCAUCAGACAUAAAAUGUGUAUUGUAACUCCUAAUACAUUGAAUAAUUCUUCAAUACCAUGGAACAAAGUAAGAGGCUAGAUAUUAAUAUAAUUUUGUUUGUGGUGUGGUAUACAGGGUGUUCCAUUUAAGUGGGUAUACCCAUAUUUUCGGAAUGUAUUUACUUUUUUACAAUUUGCUUUAUAGAACAUUUAAGAAACAAGUAGCUCUACAAUUUUACAUUUUACAUGUUAUUUUUUGUCAAACCACUACUUACUUUUUAUUUUCAAAUAGCAACCUAUAUUUAAAAUGCCAUAAGUAGAUGGAAUAUUAGCUAAAAUAAAUUUUGGUGCUAAAAUUGGUGCCAUACAAAUGAUCCUCCACUACUCUACGACCUAAAUGAAACUCCCCACUGACUCAAACUAAGAAGUGGAAUCUUGUUAAAGGGUUGAUAGAAAUCAAAAAUUUUAACACCAAAAUGUAUUUUAACUAAAACUCCAUCUAUUUAUGGAAUUAUUUCAGUUUGCAAUUAGAAAAUCAAAAGUAGACGAGAGGUUUAUAAUCAAAAAUAAAAGUGACAAAAAAUAACAUAAAUAAAAAGUUAUAGAGCUGUUUGUUUCUUAAAUGUUCUACAAAAUAAAUUCUAAAAAAGUUAAUACUUCCAAUAAUGAGUGUAACCACUUAAAUGGAUGGAACACUGUGCACUAUUUUAAGUAUUAUUAAUAUUAGUACUACUAAUAAAGUUGUUAUAUAUAUGUAUUUAUUAGCAAAAUUAUUUAAAACAAAUAUACAAAACAAAGUGGUUUCUACCCAUUUUUAGGCUACCCUGCUGCAUAGAAUAUUAAACAAUACAUAAUAUCAUAAACAUUAGUAUAUUUAUUUGUUUCAGAUAGUUCAAGAGCCAGGGGAAAUCAUUAUUACUUUUCCAUAUGGUUACCAUUGUGGUUUUAACCAUGGAUUUAAUCUUACAGAGUCAACUAAUUUUGCUACAACGCGUUGGGUAGAAUAUGGUAAAAGGACGAAACAGUGUAAAUGUCGAAGUGACAUGGUAAAUUUCAGUAUGGAAACAUUUGUGAGAAAGUUUCAACCUGAAAAGUAUGAACAGUGGAUCCAAGGAAAAGACUUUGGAUAUCACCCAGAAGAAUCAAAAUUUGCUAAACCACCUCGUCCAGUGGGACCAUCUAAACUAUUACAGAUAAACAGGUUUUUUUAA